Gigantopelta aegis is the source of this 1459-nucleotide messenger RNA. Its product is annotated as nitric oxide synthase-interacting protein-like. Gene Ontology annotation, cellular component: nucleus. The record is from RefSeq and is a predicted model, not a curated record. The transcript has 9 exons. Gene Ontology annotation, molecular function: ubiquitin protein ligase activity. Lineage: Eukaryota; Metazoa; Mollusca; Gastropoda; Neomphalida; Peltospiridae. The coding region runs from base 59 to 934 and encodes 291 amino acids.
UCACAAUAUAGAAGGAAGUUGUUGCGAUUGAUUUCUGUAGACAUUUAUUUAAAUCAUCAUGACCCGACAUGCGAGAAACUGUACAGCAGGCACUGUUUACACAUACCAUGAGAGAAAGAAGGACACCACUCAGUCUGGAUAUGGCUCAAAGUCUGUCAGACUUGGAAAAGAUUCCAUUAAGGAGUUUGACUGCUGCUGUUUGACAUUGCAGCCAUGCAAAGACCCUGUUGUUACUCCAGAUGGAUACCUGUUUGACAAAGAAGCUAUUCUAGAAUAUAUUCUACAUCAAAAGAAAAGUAUUGCAAGAAAAUUAAAAGAAUUUGAAAAACAGAAGAACAAGUUGCAUGAUGAAUCUCUACAACUUAAAAAAGCAGAAGAUGAAAGCAAACUGAAUGCAUUUAUUAAACAAGAAAGCAAACCGAUUGAAAAUAGAAAAUGUAUAGGAGAGAAAACGGAGGAAGAAAACAGCAUUAGCAAUAUGAAACAUGGAAAAGCUAAAGCACUGCCAAGUUUUUGGAUUCCAUCAUUGACUCCAGAUGCUGGACCAUCUCGGAUCAGCAAACCUGAUGAAAAAGUGAGGUGCCCCAUGAGUGGAAAGCCACUGAAAUUGAAAGAUUUCACAGAUGUCAAGUUUACACCAAUAAAAGAUGGAGAUAAUAAAACGGCUCUCAUCUCCAAAACAGCCAGAUAUGUAUGUGCAAUUACAAAUGAUGUGUUGGGUAACUCUGUACCUUGUGCUAUAUUGCGAACAUCAGGUAAUGUUGUCACAAUGGAAUGUGUAGACAAAAUAAUCAGGAAGGACAUGAUAGAUCCAACAAAUGGAAAAAAGUUACUGGAGAAAGACAUCAUACAGCUACAAAGGGGUGCAACAGGAUUUUCAGGAACUGGUCUUAAGUUGAAAGCUACAAAAGCAGGAUCUUCACUUCAGGCCUGAAUGGUGUAUUCCUGAUAUAAAAAGAUACUGUAUGAUGAGUGGACUUUAAAGUAUGUUGCUUGCCUGAGGUGUGGUGGGCCAUAGGAUUGUUCACACUUGAUGGGACUUGUCCUGGUUCUCCCCUUCUUCACAACUGGCAUCUAGUGUCCUGUCUAGAACAACCAGCAUUGAACCAACAGAUCUGUCAGGGCAUAAAAUUUUGCCCAAAUGAUUUUGUCAUUCGUCUGUCGGUUAUGCAAAAUCAAUAUCAACAUAAACAGUGUAUUGUUCAUACAAAAGCUGUAAUCGUUCGUCAGAAAAUGUUUUAAGAAAUUUAUCACUACUGUUGGAAGAGUAUAAGCCAACAUUGCCGGUGUGAGAAAAAUACAAUGUAUCUGUUUGAAAUCAGCAUCGCAGUCAAUACAAUUUCUGCGCUGUAUUUAGAAGACUCAAAAAAGUUUAGUAACAUAGUUGUAUGUUCCCUUUGAUCAUUUCACUAUGUGCACAAAAUCAUGUGCUGUUUGGAAAUUAAAGGGACAAAAUACA